AUGGUGAGAACAAGGCAAGGAGCCAUAAUUGAUCCAUACCCAGUUCGGGGAAGUGACCAGAGUUUUCGAAAUGAAAGUGAUCCAGACUGGGAUCCCUUGGCAGACACCUCCUCUUAUAUACCUGCAACAUCAGUGUACUCUGAAGCUGGCGAGUCAGUGAGACUUCAAGAUGAUUCGUUGUCCCAUCAGGCAGAUGUGUCCAUGCCCGAGGUAUCAGACAGACGGGGGGGAGAUAAUAUACCCCCACCAGUGGAACCGAUAGCUGUAUCAAACCCAUUUUCAGAUCCUGCUUUUAUGGAACAUAUAGUCAGAGCUGUAGUAGUAGGAAUGGUAGCGGGAGCCUCCGGUACAGCUCCUAGAUCAGGGGGAGUAGUCACUAUAGUGCAAUGGGUGAAGGGUAUGAGAGAGAUGGGUUGUAUGACUUACGGUGGUGAAGAGGAUGCUGAUGUUGCUAGGCAUUGGCUGAGGAAAGUGGAAAGAGUUAUAAAUCAGAUGCAGGUGCUAGAGGAGCUACGAGUGGAUUGUGUGACUCAGCUAUUGGUUGAUAGUGCCCACUCUUGGUGGGAGACCAUUAGAGAGAGGAGAUCAGGGGAGGUAUUGAGAUGGAGGGACUUUCGUGAAGAGUUUGAGGAGAGGUACUAUUCUUGGGAACAUAGGAAGGAGAAAGAACAGGAGUUCUUGGAUUUGAGGCAGGGAGAUUUGACAGUUCUGGAGUAUGAGAGGAGAUUUCAGGACUUAGCAGCUUUUGCCUCCACCUACCUUCCCACAGAGCACCACAGGGUUGAGAGGUUCCGUGAUGGACUAAGGCGGGAACUGAGGAUGAUAUUGAUAGCCAUGCAGUUUCAGUCUGUGCGGGAAUUGGUACGGGCAACUCAGGGUAUGGAGAGGGUAAUAAGGGAUACCCUAAAACCAGUGGUCGAGCAGAGUCAGGAGGAUCUAGACGGGUCAGUGGAAGAGGAGCUUGAGGAGGAUAGUCUAGACAGGGAGUCAAAACUGCUGGAGGGUCUACAGAGCAAAAAGGACCAGUAUAUCUAUUUUGUCAGAGGAAGAGGCUGUUACUAUUGUGGGGACACGAGUCACAGGAAGAAGGAUUGUCCUCGUACUACCGAGGGAGCCCAUGGUCAGAGGAUUGAGGUUCAGAGCCAACAACAAUCGGUGACAGUCAAUUGUCCUAUCAGGCCUACCCAGUCAGGGAUGAGUGCUACUCGUGGGAGGCCCAGAAAUCAGGAGGGGAGGACUCAGGGUCGGGUAUACCACAUGACCUACGAGGAUGUGGGAGCUGUACCAGAUGUGGUGGCAGAAGAGUUGCCGGGAUUACCUCAAGUUAGAGAAAUUGAAGUUUCCAUAGAAACUAUUCCAGGAGUUUCUCCUAUAUCCCAGUCUCCUUAUAGGAUGGCUCCUAUGGAAUUGGCGAAACUGAAGGUCUAG
Populus trichocarpa (black cottonwood) is the source of this 1428-nucleotide messenger RNA. RefSeq lists its product as uncharacterized. Gene Ontology annotation, molecular function: zinc ion binding; nucleic acid binding. NCBI's taxonomy places the organism in Eukaryota, Viridiplantae, Streptophyta, Magnoliopsida, Malpighiales, Salicaceae. The coding region runs from base 1 to 1428 and encodes 475 amino acids. The transcript is spliced from 4 exons. The record is from RefSeq and is a predicted model, not a curated record.